Messenger RNA from Sclerotinia borealis F-4128, 1389 nucleotides. NCBI's taxonomy places the organism in Eukaryota, Fungi, Ascomycota, Leotiomycetes, Helotiales, Sclerotiniaceae. The record is from the annotation of a GenBank genome assembly.
AUGACGACUACUCUCCUCUACCGCUUGAAAGCUAGGUCUAAGAACAAUGUUACCGCGUUGAGAAAUUCUCCUUCGGCAGAGAUAUCAGGCGCUUUUGGUGAUCUUGGAACCCUUCUACCUCUGAUGAUUGCUCUUGCGGUCAACAAUUCAAUAUCACUCUCAUCAACUCUGGUAUUUUCGGGUCUGUGGAAUAUACUAACCGGUAUCGCCUUUGGUAUACCUCUACCAGUACAACCUAUGAAGGCUAUCGCCGCUGUAGCUAUUUUAAGAAAGUUCUCGAUCGAGGAAACAGUUUCUGCUGGUUACACUGUGGCUGGCGUGGUGUUAAUUUUAAGCGCUACGGGACUUCUUCGAUGGUUCACACAUAUGAUACCUACACCGGUCGUCAAAGGCAUUCAGGUUGGAGCCGGUUUAUCCUUGGUCCUUUCAGCUGGUUCAAGUCUUCUUCAACCUCUAGGUUGGACCUCUCCCAAUGCUGCCGAUAAUUUAGUUUGGGCAAUAUUUGCAUUCAUCGCUCUGCUGCUCACGCAGAGAUUCCCAAGGCUACCAUACGCUCUAGCCAUCUUCAUCCUUGGUCUUGUGUUAUCAUUCUACAUUACGGACUUUAGCGAUUUACCUUCUUUUAGAUUGUGGCAUCCUCAAGUCUAUGUUCCGUCUUGGACCUCGUUCAAAAGCGGGGCGCUAGACGCAGGUCUUGGACAGAUACCCCUGACAACCUUGAACUCCAUUAUCGCAGUCAACUUUUUGGCAGCUGAUCUCUUACCAAACAUUCCGGCCCCGGGCGUCACUUCGAUUGGCGUCAGCGUCGCACUCAUGAAUCUGAUUGGUGGGUGGUUUGGUGCUAUGCCCGUCUGCCAUGGCUCGGGAGGGUUAGCUGCUCAGUUUCGAUUCGGAGCUAGAAGUGGUGCAAGUAUAAUCAUACUCGGCGCAUUCAAAAUGUUCUUGGGGGUUUUCUUUGGCGAGACUCUUGUAGGACUUCUAAGACAAUAUCCAAAGAGUCUACUUGGAAUCAUGGUUGUAGCGGCUGGCCUAGAGUUGGCAAAGGUGGGAGAAAGUCUUAAUUACGGAGCUCGAGAUCUGUGGGACAUAUCGGAAUCGAGUCUUGGAUUAGACUCGGCUCAACCACAAGCGAUAAAACGCCAUAGACAACUUUCUGACGAGGAAAGAAAGGAGAGAUGGACGGUGAUGUUCAUGACCAUUGGAUUUCUGUUAGCAUUCAAGAAUGAUGGUGUGGGAUUUUUGGCUGGUAUGAUGUGUCAUGGUUUCAAUCAAUCUUCCAGGUUGUGGAAUGCCUGGGAAGGCUGGAGAACUAGGUAUGGCGAGAGAAAGACCCAAAGUGCUACGGCCAGUCCAGGAGAUGAAGAAGAACAAUUGCUCUCCGGCGCUUGA